UUUCUAGAAAAAAUAAAAGAUCUAGAAUGCGUAACACAAAAAGCUACAAAUGGGCUCUUGAUACAGUGUUUUAGUUCUAAGAUGUACCCUCCUGCUACAUGCAUAUUUAAUAUUACAAUGAACAAAGAACAACUUAAUGUAUCGUCAACUAACAAACACAUUGUUGGGAGUAAAAAUCCUACUUAUUACCGGACUGAAUGUUCUGUGGAAAUAAAACAUGAACAGCUGGUGCCAGGGGUCUUGGAAUAUCAUGUAACCACGCUUCAGAAAUUAUCAUCUGAUUGUUACAACGUUACGUCAUGCUAUGCAUUACAAAAAUUUUCUUUCAGUGUACCAAUUGAAAGUAUGGAUUUCAACUGCUCGGCUGAAGAGCCCAACAACUGUUCAAUCAAAUGCAACACAAAUGAUUUUUGUCAAGACGGAAACAUGUAUUCAUGUCAGAGUGUUCAAGAAUUGUGUCUCAACAGAAAACAAGCAAACCAUUCUCAAAACCAAAAUCUUCCUUGCAACAAAAUGUGUCAAUCAAAUAACAAUUCUACUAGUAAAAGAAAUGAAAACAGCAUUGAAGACGAGCUGAUUGUGAUUAUAAUUUUAGGCAUUGCAUUUGCAAUACUAGUGUGCACUUUGAUCGCUUGUUGGUUGAAAAAGCGUGUACGCAAACAUAAAACAAAAGUUCGAGAAGAUGCUCGUGUACACAGCACAGGUUUGGAAGAUAGGAGUGAAUGUGUGACUGGGUGUGAUUGUGUUAAUGUUGAUAUCCGUUUUAAACUAUUUUGUGUUAUUGUUCAGUUCCCGUACUGUGAUGUCAUGGUCCAGUUUUUUCUUGUUUUUGUAACCUUACACAAGAAUCGGUGCAAGUAG
Messenger RNA from Physella acuta, 861 nucleotides. RefSeq lists its product as uncharacterized. The record is from RefSeq and is a predicted model, not a curated record. NCBI's taxonomy places the organism in Eukaryota, Metazoa, Mollusca, Gastropoda, Physidae.